CACACUUCCGCCGUACACCGGAUGUUGCUACCCGAACCAGAAGCGCCAGUUAAGUGCAGAAUCGAACCUGUGCAGAGGAUGUAUGCCGCCUGUUCUAACAAGCCGCAGCUGGAAGACACUAUUAUUAAACUGACUAAUUGAAAUAAAGAGAAAAUAUCAGAGGAGGUCCUGGCAUUGAGGUGCCUUAAGAAAUCUUGAACGAUGAUGGAGCGAAGACGAGCCUUAACUAUUCCAUUUGUUGACAAGGACAAGCUGAUGGAGAACCCACUGAAAAUAUCUGUGGCGUGCUUGUCAUCAGAGUGUGGAAAGUUGGACGGGCAGGUCCCAUGGACUGCUUUUGCUGAUCAUAACGGCAGUCCCAAACCCAAACCAAGGCAUAAAAACGGCUCCACGGUGUUUGAUUGUAAUCGUACAGCUUUGAAAAGUUCGGACAUAAUGAGGAGAAAGCCACGUCUUGUCCUAACAGAUGUCUUAAAGACGGAGCCAGGCAAGGAUUAUAUUAAGAGGUUAAAAAACAGAAGCAACGUAAGAAGACUCUCUGGUCUUCGAAAGGUCGACAGCCGACGCAAAAAGGAAGAACUCUGCUACAGCGAAACUAGAUCCAGACAGAUGGAGGAGAAGAACAAGAGCAAGGAUAUAACCCCUAAAGGAAAAAAGAGGACUCCCACAUCUCAAAGACUACUAAAUAGACUAAGAAAACCCCAGAACACUGAAGAGGAAGAUGAUGAAGAAAGCCAAGGUACCAAAGAGAUGAAAAUCAGCAAAGAAAGCGAAGGAGGCGAGACGUUUGCUGAGGUUGUAGAUUGUGGAUUGUCACUGAGCUGGCAGUCCACUGGGGAUACAUCAGCCUGUGAUGGGAUCUCUGCAGAUUUCAAUAAAGACAAGUUGACUGGAUCAGAAGAAGAUGCAGAUCACUGUUUGGCCAUGAAGCGUAAAAGAAGGAAUCCUGGCCUGCAGUGCAAUGGAAAGAGCAGCCCUAAACGCCAGCGAGGGAGCAUGCUUCAUCCGACAGGAGAGGCAGAAAAAGAUGGAGGACGGGUCCCACUGUGUGGUGUUCAGGAAGAAAGUGACAUAGACUUAGAUAUGGAGCGUUGUAUUGUACAGUUCACUGUUGGAGAAGAAGAUGGAUUUCAGCCUUUGGUCCCAUUCUACCCUGGUGGGAAACCUGAAGGCAUCAUUAUCAGUAGCAGGAUUAACUCAUCGCCCAGGAAUAACAGCGCAACCCAAACCAGCCUGUCUGAUCCCAUUGUAUUGUCCAGCGAUGAUGAGGAAAACCGUGAAGAUCCUGAAUGUCGGCACAGAUUGGGGCAGAAUAAGGCCUCACUGUUUGACACGUCAAUCCAUAGAAAUGCCUCAGAGGAAGAGGAGUCCCAACAGGAGAUGACAUCAGACACAGAGGAUGUGCAGGGAAUGCAGAUGCUCGUUGAAGAGUUUCCACAUUCAGCACCGUCCUCUCCCAUCCCCGAGUUUGACUUUCCCUCUUUGAGUGUACAUUUCGUGGCCAUGUACUGUGGAUGUUACAAACUGAGAGCAGAUGGAUGCCUCAUGAUAGCAAAAAAUAAGAUUGUCAUCCCACUUAAAGGCACGAGCGAGCAGGGGUUUUUGACUUUUGUGCGCACAGAUCUGCGGAGGUACAGUGUUUGGGACAAGCAGGAGCUGGAAGCUCAUCACAUUCGCUUUGAGGGGGAAAAGGAUCCUUUACCACCUGGCGUCCUGCUGUUAUACGUGUCAGAAACUGCUGCUGGUCCUAUACAGCAGGUACUGAACCAGCUCUGCGACAGUGAAGAUGGACCCGUAGAUAAUGGAAAAGCCAGCCGUUUCAUCUUACUGACUCUCAAAGAUCCUGUGGAGGGAAUGGAGGGAGCUUUACUGCGCUCCUUACUGGACAUCGACUGCAUCAACGGAAUGACAUAUGACAACCGCUUUAAAAACAAUGAUGGGGUCCAACCUAAUAGUUUAUUGGAUUCUGAUUCUCCAGUGCUUUCAAUGGAUGAUAGCAUAAAGCUGAUCAGAAACAUUGGAGCCGACUCUUAUCUGCUCUCCAUACUCUGCAUGAAGAGCCCUGACUCUGACCUGAUUGUAGAAAAGGAGCCUUCAGAGUGUGAUGAAGAAGAUCUCCCCACUGCCCACAUCUGGGUGGAUACUAAUGUUGAGAAAGACACAGAGAUAACUCUUGAGAAAAAAACAGAAGAUGGAGCCGCUGAAGCUGAACGAAAUAUGGAUAAGGAGGAUGAGGAACCCAAGACUCCCUCUGAUAGCAAAAAGGAGGAAGUCGUGCCUGUUUAUACGGUUUGUCAUCAAAGAAGAAAAGGAUCCUACUCUGUGUCUCUUUGUAAACCAGACUCCAACUGGAUAAAAUAUAAGCAUGAGGGUCUGAGUAAAAGGUUAAUACAGUUUCCUCCACCACCUUUGAAAGGAGGAAUCACAGUAACAAUGGAAGAUCUGCAAUGCCUUGACAGUUGGCAGUACCUUAACGAUGUCAUUAUCGAUUUUUACCUGAAAUACCUCAUCCAGAAAUCCUCCGCUGCCAUUUCUAAACGCUCCCACAUCUUCAGCAGCUUCUUCUACAAGCAGCUGACGCGCAGGGACAACGCCAGCGAAGGAGGCAGUACCGACUCUUGUCAGAGGCAGAGGCGGCACCAGCGAGUAAAGACGUGGACGCGACACGUGGACAUCUUUGAAAAGGACUUCCUGUUUGUGCCUGUUAAUCAAGAAGCUCACUGGUAUUUAGCUAUGAUUUGCUUUCCUGGACUGGAAGAGCCUCUGCAGGAGGACUGGCUGGGAGAGUCUCAGGGUCCAGAUGAGGCCAAAGAAUGUAAAAGUUCUGAUCCUGCAGAAACCCUGGAGCGAUUAGACCCGAGUGACGGUGUGAACACAGAGACGGAAAAUCAUCUGGAUGAGUCGACUAAAGAUCCGCCACCACCAUGUCGAGUUAGUUGCACAGAACAGACGUGUCGGAGACGGACAGUCUGCAAAAGGCCGUGUAUUCUUAUCAUGGAUUCCCUCAAGCUCUCUUCUCAUGAGCGGAUCUGCAAACUGUUACGGGAGUAUCUGCAGUCAGAGUGGGAGGUCCGUCGAGGAUCAUCGAGGGAAUUUGGUCCUGAUCAGCUGAAAAGCUCCCAUUGUAUAGUUCCCCUCCAGGAUAACAGCAGUGACUGUGGCCUUUACCUUCUUCAAUAUGUUGAGUGUUUUUUAAAGGACCCUGUGGUGCACUUCGAUUUACCUCUUCAGCUACAAAAAUGGUUCCCACGCCAAGUGGUUCGGAAAAAACGGGACGAGAUCAGAGAUUUGAUCCUUAACCUUUACCGGCUUCAGAACGUGGACAGCAAAAAGACAUGAAGAAACGCCGCUGCACAGUGCAUCACAUUCCUGCCUCCAUUAUAAAGCAUUGCUCAUACUGAGCUAAAGACCUUUUAUUUCAGUGUAAACUGGAAAAAACUUCUUUUAGAUAUGAUUUCAAGUCCCUGCGUUUAACCACACCCAUAAUGAUUGGUGAGAAAAAAUCAGAACGUCUAAACAUCCGGCUUAAAUAAGAGUUUGAAUCUUUGAAACUGUUUUUGAAAUGUUGUUUAGGUGUUUCAAUUUUUAUUCAAAGUCGCAUCCUGAUAUCAGUCUGACCUCUGAGAAUGAGACAAAGGUAACAUGUAGCUUGUGAAGGAACAUUGUGAGCACUUGCAAGUUUACCUGCUUUGCUUUCGUUUGUUAGACUUGUUUUCCAGUUAAAGGUGUUCUCUGUGUUGUAAUAAUUUAAACUGAAACCUCAGGAGGAAAACGCAGAGGGGAAAAGAUGAAGCCAGCUGUCAUCUCGCUGCCUCAAAGCAAGACACUCGUUCUGCACACCUGUCUUCUGCGAGCCAGUGCUGAGCACACAGACGUUCAUUCACUGAGACUAAAAGUUACCAAAUUAGUGCUUGGAAAAUUUCAUGAGAUCAACACUUUAUUUUCUUUUUAUUUUACACUUAUCCCUAGCUUCCAUUUUUUAUUUAGUAGAGUUUAAAAUAUAUAUAUUUCUGUGAGGACAUUUGUAUUGAUGAAGUGGCUGAAUAGUGAUCAGAUUUCUUUUCAUUCACUAAAGUUCAACUGCUUUUUAGAAAGGAGCUGUUCAGUACUGUUUGUUUCUUCUGUUUUGAAAAAUUAACAUAAUACUCCUGUUGUUUGUUUGUUUUUCCUAUUUGCUUGUUGGUAUUUAUUUUUUGUUUAACACAGAUCAUCUC
Molecule: messenger RNA, 4214 nt
Organism: Cyprinodon tularosa
Lineage: Eukaryota; Metazoa; Chordata; Actinopteri; Cyprinodontiformes; Cyprinodontidae
Gene: senp7
Product: SUMO specific peptidase 7
Exons: 23
Coding region: 202-3339 (1045 amino acids)
Biological process (GO): protein desumoylation
Cellular component (GO): nucleus; cytoplasm
Molecular function (GO): SUMO-specific endopeptidase activity
Source: RefSeq, a predicted model, not a curated record